AUGACAUUUCCAACAUUUCGCCAGACUGUUCUAGCACUCAACAAGGAAAAAUAUUUUAAUACUGAUAAUGUGAUCCUUGGAAUUCGUGAGCAUCUAGACCUUACAGGCAAUCAGCUUCUCUUUUUGUUUUUACACAACGAUGAAUUCCAGACCAUCUUUGACUUUAAGGGCUGGAAAGCUGAUAUGAAGAAAGAUAUUAACGGUAACCCCAAGGGUAUAUUCAAGGGCAUAUUAUACAAUGUUGGAAGAUUUAUGAUUGGUAAUCCCAACUUAAGCUUCAUUCAGCCUUUCCUCUCAGGAACUGCACCACAAAGUGUAAUUCGGCAAAGGGAACCUACAAUGUACACUUUUGAAUUUGUCAAUUGUUCUCUGCUGAAAAUGCAAUCACGAAUUGACAUAAUGAAACAUUUUGCAAAUAGCAAAGGCUUUCCUUUGGAUGUAUGGAGCAUGCAAGAACAGAUGUAUUUUUUGUUAUGUGAUACAGGUGGACUCCCACGAGCAAUUGAGUGUCUAUUGAAAUGCUGCUUUGGAAAGAGAUAUGAAAUAACAGAAAUUUUUUUUCAAGGUAUUGAUUUGUUGGAUUAUAAUGCAAUCCACAAUAAUCUGGCAAGAGAUGUUGACAAUAUGUACACAAUCACAACAUGGGUCAUUGAACACAAUGAACUUGCUGAAGCCAUCAUUUAUCGAUGUCUUGCAGCAAUGCCAUCAAUGAAAUCAAACAUUCUCUCAGUCAAAUAUUCUGAUACUCUGGAGUCUUUAGAGCAUGAUCAACAUUUGAUUCUGACAGAUUAUGCUGAAAAUGACAAUCGUAUCUUGAUUACAUUACCCCCUAUUUUUAUUCAUCUUUACAUCCAAGCUCUCAAAUUAUUUGUAGUAGUAGGCAAGUUGAGUGUGUCAUUCUUGCCAGGAUGGAAAAUGGAAUGGCAUGAUUUUGAAAUACUUGUUGCAGAAUAUGUGGCAUUUCGUGAAAUUGUGGACUUCAAGUCAGGUGUGAUUGUGAAUGGGGAUAAAGCAUCAUUUGCUGACUCUUUUCUUGUUUUUGAAAAAUCAGAACUAAUAGUAUGCAUCCAAAAUAAAUUGUGGAGGGGCUAUUUCAAGAAGGCUGAUGUGAAGGAAGAACAUAAUAAAAAUGUGGCUGCAGUUCAGAGCGCACAUUGUAAUUUUGGCAUUAACAACUAUAAUGUUAUUACAGUAUUCAUAUCAUCUGCUGAUUUCAAGGAAGAUAUUAGUGGCUAUUGUGAAGAACCUCUACCAAACUGCCUUAUUAUAUAUCGGCAUAACUUUGAAGACUUCUUUGGACAUAUCCUCAGUUGCCGUGCUGCUAUGCAAAUUUCUAGAGAACGUAAUCCAAAUUUUACUCCUCCAGAUUGCUGGUUAUCAGUUUCAAUCCUUGGAAUUCGUGAGCAUCUAGACCUUACAGGCAAUCAGCUUCUCUUUUUGUUUUUACACAACGAUGAAUUCCAGACCAUCUUUGACUUUAAGGGCUGGAAAGCUGAUAUGAAGAAAGAUAUUAACGGUAACCCCAAGGGUAUAUUCAAGGGCAUAUUAUACAAUGUUGGAAGAUUUAUGAUUGGUAAUCCCAACUUAAGCUUCAUUCAGCCUUUCCUCUCAGGAACUGCACCACAAAGUGUAAUUCGGCAAAGGGAACCUACAAUGUACACUUUUGAAUUUGUCAAUUGUUCUCUGCUGAAAAUGCAAUCACGAAUUGACAUAAUGAAACAUUUUGCAAAUAGCAAAGGCUUUCCUUUGGAUGUAUGGAGCAUGCAAGAACAGAUGUAUUUUUUGUUAUGUGAUACAGGUGGACUCCCACGAGCAAUUGAGUGUCUAUUGAAAUGCUGCUUUGGAAAGAGAUAUGAAAUAACAGAAAUUUUUUUUCAAGGUAUUGAUUUGUUGGAUUAUAAUGCAAUCCACAAUAAUCUGGCAAGAGAUGUUGACAAUAUGUACACAAUCACAACAUGGGUCAUUGAACACAAUGAACUUGCUGAAGCCAUCAUUUAUCGAUGUCUUGCAGCAAUGCCAUCAAUGAAAUCAAACAUUCUCUCAGUCAAAUAUUCUGAUACUCUGGAGUCUUUAGAGCAUGAUCAACAUUUGAUUCUGACAGAUUAUGCUGAAAAUGACAAUCGUAUCUUGAUUACAUUACCCCCUAUUUUUAUUCAUCUUUACAUCCAAGCUCUCAAAUUAUUUGUAGUAGUAGGCAAGUUGAGUGUGUCAUUCUUGCCAGGAUGGAAAAUGGAAUGGCAUGAUUUUGAAAUACUUGUUGCAGAAUAUGUGGCAUUUCCACCAGCAGAACCGCAUACAUGUUACGAUAAUGAGUUUACACCAAAUCAAGCACGCAAGGUUAAAUCAGUCAGCUGCGCAAUGGUCGAUGAAAAGCCAAAAACAAAGACCCUUAAAAAUCAAGCUGCAAGUAGCAAUAUGUUCACAAUAAACCUCAAGUGUCUAAGCCCAAAUGCAGCUUUUUGUGGAAAAGCCAAAAAAAGUUUGGAUGUUACAGGAGAAACGAUUACCAAAGUUCUAAUGUUAAAAGAACCUAUUGUUGUAGACAUCACUUUUAAGCCACUAUCUCCAGGUGUAAUAGGUCAAACAGGAGUGUCUAGAUUUAUACCGUUGAAAGGCUCGGAUGGAGUAGAUAGAGCGUAUCCACAAGGAUUAGUAAAACAAUUCGGACUUCCAUCACAUCCGGCAUUUUUACCUUUUGACAUAAUAGCAGAAUUUAGCUCUGAAUUGAAUUUUUGGUUUGAUGAUGAUACAACACCGAUUGCAAAAAAUCAGCUAUCAUUUUCAUAUAUGACAUUGCACGAAUUCGUGCAUGGCUUGGGAUUUUUAUCAUUAUGGAGUAUUGAUGAUUCUCAAAUAGUAGUGAUGCCACCAAUUAUUGCAAAAGCUUUGGAUGCUUCACAAGAAACAAAGCAAAAAAUUAGAACAAUUUUACUAUUAUCAAGGAUGAAUUUCCCGACACCAGCAGAACCGCAUACAUGUUACGAUAAUGAGUUUACACCAAAUCAAGCACGCAAGGUUAAAUCAGUCAGCUGCGCAAUGGUCGAUGAAAAGCCAAAAACAAAGACCCUUAAAAAUCAAGCUGCAAGUAGCAAUAUGUUCACAAUAAACCUCAAGUGUCUAAGCCCAAAUGCAGCUUUUUGUGGAAAAGCCAAAAAAAGUUUGGAUGUUACAGGAGAAACGAUUACCAAAGUUCUAAUGUUAAAAGAACCUAUUGUUGUAGACAUCACUUUUAAGCCACUAUCUCCAGGUGUAAUAGGUCAAACAGGAGUGUCUAGAUUUAUACCGUUGAAAGGCUCGGAUGGAGUAGAUAGAGCGUAUCCACAAGGAUUAGUAAAACAAUUCGGACUUCCAUCACAUCCGGCAUUUUUACCUUUUGACAUAAUAGCAGAAUUUAGCUCUGAAUUGAAUUUUUGGUUUGAUGAUGAUACAACACCGAUUGCAAAAAAUCAGCUAUCAUUUUCAUAUAUGACAUUGCACGAAUUCGUGCAUGGCUUGGGAUUUUUAUCAUUAUGGAGUAUUGAUGAUUCUCAAAUAGUAGUGAUGCCACCAAUUAUUGCAAAAGCUUUGGAUGCUUCACAAGAUCCGCCACUAAUAUUUAAUGGAUUUAUAGAUGGUAUAUUUGAUAGGUUUGUAAGAGUGAUGUCAACUGGCAAGACAUUAAGCGAUUUGACAGCCGAAUUAAAUACUUUUGCACCAAAAGGCACGCAGUUUGCUUCAGUAACUGAGUUUACAGCCAAAUUUACAGCAUCCACUCAAUUUAAAAUUGUAACUGAUAUGUUAAAAACUGCUACAACACCUUUAACACUUGGCUUCUUACCAAAAGGCUUGGAUUUUCAAACAGUUACACCAAACAAAACUGCCAAUGAUCCAUUUCUUUAUUUGGAAACCAGUUUAGUCCCUUAUAUGCCAGGAUCAAGUGUUAGUCAUGCGAGUCAAGCAUUGUACCUGAAAAGCUUUGAGUUCCUAAUGACUUAUCAAGAACCUGCAGCUAAAACGUUGGCUCAAGCAAUUAUAGAUGGUGGAAAUUUUGCUGGAGGUGCAAUCGGACCCAAGCUUAUAUCCGUUUUAGAAUCGUUGGGAUAUGCAACUCCAAAUAAUCCAAAUCCAGAAAUUCCAACUUUGAGUGAUAUACCUCUUUCUAAGAGGAGAUAA
Messenger RNA from Entrophospora sp. SA101, 4152 nucleotides. NCBI's taxonomy places the organism in Eukaryota, Fungi, Glomeromycota, Glomeromycetes, Entrophosporales, Entrophosporaceae. The record is from the annotation of a GenBank genome assembly.